GUGGAUUACAGAAUUAUAAUUUUCGGGUGAAAAUACUAUUUUGUAAAUUUUCUGAUAAUGUAUAAUGCUUUAUCUAGUUGAAAACAGGUGGGAAUUUCUCUAGGUUGUGUUGGCAGUCUCUCAUUCAGAGAUAAACCUUUCUGGCUGCCAUAAGGAAUAAAUCAGUUCUGGAGAAAGAAGACACACCUUGCAACAAACAAAGGAUGUUCCAGAGUAUGAAGAUAUUUUAUAGCAGAAGUUGUAAGGAAUAUGUAAUACAACUCUUGUGACAGAAAAUCUGAUAUGGUUGUUUCCUGGAGACUUUAGUAAAAUAAAACAAAACAAAAAAAAUUCUUAAAUUCAUUUUUAAAUUGUUUAAUUUACUUAUUUAUUGAUUAUUUAAAAAUAAAUUAUACUGCAAAAAAAAAAAAAAAAUACAAAUAAUAAAAAUGGGAGAAGUAUCUGAAGAUCCAGUUCUAAAUAUUCCAGAAACUAUUGCAGAAGUUGAUGAUAAGGAAAUAUAUCAUGAAGAACUCACAGAAGAGAUAAAGAAAGAAGAAUGCAAUUUAGUUCAAGAAAAUGGUGAAGCAAUUAAAAAUAUGGCAUCAGCAAAUGCUGAACAAAAAAAUGAAUCUCUUCAGAACAUACCUUUGCCUUCCCAGAGUUUUACAGAGCCAUUGUCUCCAUCUGACUUGUUGCGUUCUAAAUUAAUUGAAAAUGUUUCAAUGAAAAUGUUAGAUUCUAUUGAAAUGUCAAAAAGUGGAGGAUCUCCCUUUCUUGGUAGAAAUAUUGAAAAUGAAAUGAAUGUAACUCCACUUAAGAAAAUAGCAGAAAAUACUAAUGAAUCAACCAAACGAAAAACAGGCAGAAGUAAUACUUACAUGGAUACCACAGAAUUUUCAAAGAAUUCUUCAAAAAUUAACAAUGUUAAAAUACCAGAGACUUUGCAGAAAAGAAAGAAUACUGUUACUGGAGCACCAGAAUCAAGAAAAAUGAGCACCCUCAGUUUGUCAAAAGUGUUUACUCCUGCUCUUCGCAAAGAAAGUAUUUCUAGAUUUGUUAGUACUCUAUCUAUUUCAGCUGGUAUUCCUGUUGAAACCUCUUUUCUCAGUGAUACUGAUUCAAGGAAAAGUAGCUUAAAAACACAGAGAAAAUAUUCUGAAGUUUCUGUAGAUUUGCAACCAAGAAUUGACAGAGAACCAAGUAUCGUACCACUUAAACAGAAACCCAGGUACUCAAAAGUAAAGAAAACUAUGAUUUUAAUCUCGUCAAUUCUUAUGCAAAUAUUUGUAUCAGAAAUAUUUUCAUUAGGUCCUAUUUAUGUGAAACUUAUGGAAGUAUUCAAUUCCUCAAAAUCAACAACUAGUUUGGUACAGUCAUUGCCUCAAGGUAUUGCUUAUUUAUGUGGCAUUUUUGUAGCACCUUUGAUUUCUAAAUUUGGACUUCGCCUAACAUUGUUUGUUGGUAGUAUUCUUUCAAGUGCAGGUUUUGCUGCUGCUGCUUUUGUGAAUAAUGUUUUUGGAAUUGCUCUUCUUGUUGGAAUCGUAUCAGGGUUUGGUUUAUGUAUUUUGAAUGUGGUUUCAUACUCUGCUAUAGCUAUGUAUUUUGACUCUAGUCAGAGUUAUGCAAUUGCUGCAGUAUCAGCAGGUUUGGCUAUUGGAUCAACAUUGUUACCCCUCUAUCAAAUCAAUAUAAUUGAUAUUUAUGGUUGGAAUGGUAAUUUUCUACUAAUGGCUGGCAUAAUUUUGCAAGCAUGUGUCAUGUCAUUUCAAUUUGAACAACAACCUGUGAAAAAAACAACGGAGAAUCGAAGUCCAAAAACAGAAAAUGAAGUAAAUUUUAAAGAAAAGCUUAAGGAAAUAUCCAAGUAUAAAGUGCUGCCAUCAUUUUUCCUUUCAACAUUUUUGGCAGCAAAUGCAAGUCCAAUAUUUUCCAUGAUGGUGGUUGAUUUUGGAAUUGAAAAAGGCUAUGGUAUGCACAGAAGUACUGUCUUCCUGAUUGUGUACAGCUUUUGUACAACUGUGGGACGUCUACUUGCUGGAUUAGCUAGUGCCUGUCGACUGUCAGGCAUGUUUACAUAUUUGAUCUCAGGCAUAAUUUCUUCAGUACUGAUCAUUGCUUUAGCUUUUGCAAAUAAUGAUAAUGUCAUUAUUACAUUUCUAACUUUUAUCGGUCUCUUUAUGGGAUGUUUUACCACAGUAGCCCUUGUUUCACUACUGGAAAUGGUUGGAAGUGGGAAUUACCAAUUUUGUUUUGGAUUCUAUACUACAAUAACAGGUUUGGGAUAUUUAACCUGUGGCCCAUUAGCAGGUUUCAUUGCUGAUCUUGCCAAGUCAUACAGUAAAUCUUACAUGGCUGCUGGGCUAUUCAUGGGUGCUUCUGCAUGCCUCAUCAUCGUGACAAUUCUAAUCACUGGAGAGAAGCAUUUGCUUCAUAGACGAAUACCAUAUGCAAUGAGUGACAAUGAAGAAUCAAAAACCAGUGAUAGCAUUCUUUAGGUUAAUGGUUUCCCAAACACAAUCUUCAGAUGUGGAAUCUUUUUGUAGUAUUUUCCGAAAAUUUCAGAACUCAUACAUUUGUUUUAUGGACAAUCCUCUACAUCCUUAUAAGAUAUUAAACAAAAAAUUGUUUUGGAGAAAAAGUUUAUUCAUGUACAAAAAACCCCAAAAAAUACAUUGUUUUGAAAUGGCAAACAUCAAUUUAUAUAUAUAUAUAUAUAUAUAUAUAUAUAUAUAUAAAAGAAAAAUUUAACAAAUUCCUUAUUGUGAACAACCCCAGAAUUUUUUCUCAGAACAAUAGGUUUCUUGAAAUGCAUUUUGAGAAAAAAUGCCUUAGAUAGCCAAGAUGAAUGUAUUGUACUUACCAAAAAAAUCUCUUAAUGAAUUUAAAAAAAUGUUAUUUAGUGCAAGGAUAACAAAUUUAAGCAAAAUGUUAUGGCCAUUUGAACUGUCCUAGUAAUCAACUAGAAUUUAUUUCAUUGAUCCCACUUCUUGAGGGAUAAAAGGCAAAGUCUAUAUGAAUGAGAUUUGAACUCAAAAUGUUGGAGAAGGAAAAUCAUACUCUAAAGGAUGUAAUUUAAUGCUUUACUAUUUCUGACACAGAGUCACUUUUCUUUUUUUAAACUCUUAAAUAAAUAAAUGAAUAAUUUGUUGUAUUUCUAACAAAACAUUAUUCAUUUUAUUGGCCUUGGAGAAAAAGAAAUGAAAGGUAAAUUUGACCUCUGUGGAAUAUAAUAAGCUCAGAAUGUAUAAGGGGCAUAAAUUAAUACUUCAAGAAUUUUUUAUCUCUACUGAUUCAACCAUUCAUUGGUUUUUUUUGAUCCCUUAAAUAUCAAGUAAAAUAGUUGUCUGGAUAUGAUCCAAGUGAAAUAUGAGCUCAAUAUAUAUAUAGGGGCAUAAAUAAAUAAAUAAAUAAAUGCAUAAUUUUAACUGAUGCUCUUCUUACUCUGCCACCAAUUGAUCCCUUAAUAAAUAACAAUAUCAAGUAACUGUUUGAAUUUUAUACCCAUUUUUAUAUAUUUUAUUUCUUAUUUUAAUGCUUAAAGAAUAAUAAAUUUUAUUAAAAUGUACCAUGGAAUCAA
Messenger RNA from Octopus bimaculoides (California two-spot octopus), 3559 nucleotides. RefSeq names its product monocarboxylate transporter 2. Gene Ontology annotation, biological process: transmembrane transport; monocarboxylic acid transport. NCBI's taxonomy places the organism in Eukaryota, Metazoa, Mollusca, Cephalopoda, Octopoda, Octopodidae. The record is from RefSeq and is a predicted model, not a curated record. Gene Ontology annotation, molecular function: monocarboxylic acid transmembrane transporter activity.